ACAAAAACAAAUUCAUACUGUAAUGGCUGCUUAGGCUUCCAGGUCCGAUUUUUAUAAUUUGCAGUGAAACUUGCGUACAUAUUUGUGGUACAGAGUAUAAAAAUAUAUUUCCAAGCAGCACACCACCGAGAUGACUUCCGCGUUAUAUUUGGAGCAUUACUUGGAUGGGUUAGAGCAUCUGCCAAACGAGCUGAAACGAAAUUUCACGCUUAUGCGAGAUUUGGACUCCCGAGCUCAGGUGCUGAUGAAAUCGAUCGAUGAAAAAGCAAAUGAAUUCAUGAAGCAGUUGGUCAACUCUAAGGAGAACUUUCCCGACGAUGUGAAGAAGGAGAAAUUGCGGGCAAUUCAGGAGCUCUUCAACAAGGCCAAGGAGUUCGGAGACGACAAGGUGCAGCUCGCCAUUCAGACGUACGAGUUGGUGGACAAGCACAUUCGGCGGUUGGAUUCGGACUUGGCUCGCUUCGAGGGCGAAAUCCAGGAUAAGACGCUGAACGCUCGUGAGAAAUCCGAGGAAACGGUCACGAAAAAGGGCGGUCGCAAAAAGGUGAAGGAUGCGAAGAGUUCCGCCAAGAAGAAGCGGGCCCAUUCCUCGGAGGACGAGGGUCGUGCCGCAGGCGUCAGUGGUGCCGGUGCUAGUGGCAAUGCCGCUGGAAAUACGAGCGCAAACGGUAAAGGCAAAAACACCAAGAAGCAGAAGGUAAAUCAAGAAGAGAAGGGACGCAAAGGUAAUAAGCAGAAAAACGCAGAACUGGAUGACAGCGCCCAGGAUGGUGGGCACGGAACUCCUCAUCCUAGCGAUGUCCUUGAUAUGCCAGUCGAUCCGAACGAGCCCACAUAUUGCUUGUGCCACCAGGUAUCCUACGGUGAAAUGAUUGGUUGCGAUAAUCCAGAUUGUCCCAUUGAGUGGUUCCAUUUUGCUUGCGUCGGGCUUACCACCAAGCCGAAAGGUAAGUGGUUUUGUCCCAAGUGCUCACAGGAUCGGAAGAAGAAAUAGAUGGUACCCAGAGAGCUACCGUGAACGAACGAAGCGAAGCAACUGCUUCGUGGAGAUGUUUGUAAUGUCGAACACUGUGCGUGAAUUGCUAGAGACGAAAGUUUGUCGAUGAGAUAUCUACAUAUUUGGAUGUGAUUGAUCGUUUUGGAUAUGAAUGUACGAGAAUAAAAUAGUAUUAUUGAUAUAUUUGAAUCUUGAUAAAUUUUCAAUCGACUACA
Molecule: messenger RNA, 1212 nt
Organism: Armigeres subalbatus
Lineage: Eukaryota; Metazoa; Arthropoda; Insecta; Diptera; Culicidae
Gene: Ing5
Product: inhibitor of growth protein 4
Exons: 4
Coding region: 131-994 (287 amino acids)
Biological process (GO): regulation of DNA-templated transcription
Cellular component (GO): nucleus
Source: RefSeq, a predicted model, not a curated record